UCAUACUGAAAACUUUUUACACAGUCAGGUGAGUAAAUUCUUUCAAAGUGAACCCAAAACACUGACUAAUCAGUAAAUAGGGGGAAAAGAGCCUUUGUGUAAAAUUGUCAAACAUUGGCAAAAUCAUUUAAAUAAGCUCUGGCUGUAAACAAACCUUUAACGAGAACGGGACGGGCUCCCUGUGAGCCAUAAAUGAAAGAGUAAGCACUCAGACUGAUUAAGGUCUGGUGGAGAUAUUCUAACACACUGGCACUUGUGUGGUUGGUUUUGAAGUGACAUUAGUUCCACCUGUACUUUCACUACUGUGACAAGUCAAUAGGUCUGUUGGGAAAAAGCAAGAGUUUAUUUUGUGGGUUUUCCUUGCCCACAGUUUGUGAUGCCCACUUACUGGACAGAGGCUUUGCAAUGAGAAGUUAUUUACAAAGAAAAUUAAAUAUAUCUGUUGAUUUCCAGUAAUCAUAGAGAUGAUGUCAGUGUGCUGGAGGUUUUGAGCAUUAUCGAAUUGUACUUUGUUCAACAAGCUUGACAAACAAAGGUUUCCUCUCUUUUGCUCUGUGAAGUCACAGCUGACAUGAUCAAGCCAACAUUCAAUGAAAAAAAAUGUUACAUUUAUUUACAUACAAAGUCCACUUUUAGGAUUAUGGUAAAUGCUUCGAUAAUCUUUGCUUGCGCAGGAGUGUUGGGAACUGAUGAACAGAAUCAAACUUUUGGGAUGAUAUCUCUUCAUUCCCGCUCUGUUUACAUGACCCUGUUUGUUUAUUCAUGCAGUCUGCUUCUUCAAUCAUUCACCAACAGCACCUGUAGGAGGUGUGGUCCUGUGGCUCUGCAGUAUGUGAGGUGGAGGAUGAGGGGACAUGUGGGGCAGUAAGCUCCUCAUUCACGCCUCUUUUCCCCUCGUUAUAAAACUCUCAGAUUAACAGAUGACAGUUAUACAGCAGGUUUCUGGUAACAGAAUGAAGAUCAUCAUGUUUCUCCCACUUUUGCUUCUGGUCUGCUCUGUUUCAGCAGAUCAGACUGAGACUGCAGGCCAACAAUCCUGUCCACAGGACACCCAUGCUGCGCUGAGAGAGCUGACCAUCUCACUGGCUUUGCAGACAGAGCGGAUCACUGUCCUACAGAGAGAGCAAGAAAAAGCAGUAAAGCUGAAGCGACAGAAGACUGAGAUCAACCAGUUGAAGCGACAGUCAAAAGAACUAGAAGCAAAGCUGGAGAGUCAGAAAAUGGAGAUCAACCAGCUGAAGCAGCUGUCAGAAGGACAAGCACGAAAGUUGGAGACUGAACUGCAGAACCAGAGGACUGAGGCCAACCAGAAGAACCAGCAGCAACAUGUCAAACAGGUGGCUUUCUCAGCCUCUCUGCUGGAUCAAGGUGAAGGAUAUACUGGACCCUCUAACACUCAGAGUACUCUGAUCUUCAAACAUGUUGUCACAAAUAUUGGAAAUGCCUACAACAAACACACAGGUAUUUUCACUGCACCAGUGAGAGGAGCCUACCACUUUGACUGGAGAGUAUAUGGAGAUUACCAUACAGCAGCAGGUGCUUAUCUAUUUAGGAAUGAAGAGAAGAUUUUUCUUGCAUAUGAAACUCAAUCACAUGGGUGGACAAGCGCCUCUGAUGGAGCCUCACUGCUUCUAGAGGUUGGAGAUCAGGUGUCUGUACGUCUCUGGGCCUUUGCAAAGGUAUAUGACAGUGAAAACCAUCUUACAACCUUCAGUGGUCAUCUGAUUUUCACCAUGUGAGAGGUGUGACAGCUCCAACACUUCUUUUUUGGACUGUCCUGUGUGGGCAGAGCUUAAACAUUUUUAGAAGUAAAAGAGGAAGUAAAUCACCUGCUGGAAUCAGUUGCUUGCUCUCUCUGUCUUUCUGGUUGGUUCUAGUUUAGUGUUUAUUUGUUUCUACUUCUCCUCUGAUUCUACUGACUCAGAUAAUUUACUUUUUCUUCUUAUCUUUGAUUCAAAUAAAUCCAGUUAAAUGCUCAGUGAAUCUCAGUCGCUUUGGUUCUUUUCUCAGAUCAGAAUGAAAAUUCUCAAAACCAUUAGUGCAACCUCCACAACAUCUAGUCAUUUGUCCCUGAGAUUGAGAGGGGUGGAGGCCAACUCAACAAGUAUGUUGUUGUGUGGGAUAAUGUCCAUUGUCACCACUCACAUCUGGUCAGACAGUGGUUUGGUGGAAGGUCUAUGACCGGCAUUCACAUGCGCAAAUGGCCCUGCUAGCAGCCAUGGAUGUAGCAUGUGAUGACAUCACAGCAGAGUCAUGCAGAGGGUGAAUUCACCACUCCAGGAGAUACUUUUCUCGCUGCAUUGCAAGGGAUGAUAUCUCUUGUGAUGUAGAUGAAAAUAUGUGGCCAGACAGACAGGAAUGUCUGGAUGUGCCAGAAUGAUUUACAUAUGUUCAGUUACAAUAUGUACUGUUGUACUGUUCACAUUUGUGCACAGCUCUACCAAAAGGCUGUUUCUUAUGUUUAUUCUAAAUAAGUGACUGUAGAGUACUUUUCUUUUGCACAAUAUUGUAGAAUUACAAACAGCCUUCACAUUAAAAGCACUGCCCUAACUACAGGAAUGUCUAACUUGACUGUAGAUUUUACUGUAAAUGACUGUACAAAAAGUGUAUAGGGCUGUCUUGCGCAUUUUCAGGUAGUGUGGCCGAGUUCUGACCUUUUUUUGCAUUGGAAAACACUGAGAGAAUGUUGUGAACUGUCAUAAUGAAAACAUGACAAAGCCAUUUGACUAUCGUGUUCAUCAAGAUGGCGUCAAAACUUCUCAUUUUGAUGACACUGGCAGUUUCAUUGACAUGAUUACUUGCUUUUGAGGAAUGGAUUAUCGAUUUUGAGCAAGUGACCUAUCCACUAGGUUUUGCAGUUUGCACCAAUUGUUUUGAGAAAUACACUAACUGCUAUGCAAAUGUUAAUAGUGACGUGAGAAAAGCACCAAAGCGACUGAGAAAAACUGUAAAUGCUCAGUGAUUCUCUUCUCUUUGUCCUUUCUUUGAGUCGGCUCUUCAUAAAGUGCUGCUCCUCCAUCAGGUCAUGACUAUUUUCUAUAAGUUGAUAAACUCCAUUAUUCUUUAUUGGCUCCACUGUCCUGUGUUGGUCAGUCUGUUAUUUUGGUGACUGCUGGCCCACAUGUUUGCUUUUAACUGGAGUCUUUCCUGUUAAGUUGAGCAAAAUCCAACAGUUCAUCUUUUUUCUCUUCUCUGAUAAUCA
Molecule: messenger RNA, 3202 nt
Organism: Oreochromis niloticus (Nile tilapia)
Lineage: Eukaryota; Metazoa; Chordata; Actinopteri; Cichliformes; Cichlidae
Exons: 6
Coding region: 921-1739 (272 amino acids)
Molecular function (GO): protein binding
Source: RefSeq, a predicted model, not a curated record